This is a messenger RNA of Trichoplax adhaerens, 1146 nucleotides long. RefSeq lists its product as uncharacterized. Lineage: Eukaryota; Metazoa; Placozoa; Uniplacotomia; Trichoplacea; Trichoplacidae. Gene Ontology annotation, cellular component: plasma membrane. Gene Ontology annotation, molecular function: G protein-coupled receptor activity. The record is from RefSeq and is a predicted model, not a curated record. Bases 1 to 1146 code for a protein of 381 amino acids. The transcript is spliced from 3 exons. Gene Ontology annotation, biological process: G protein-coupled receptor signaling pathway.
AUGGAAGGCAAUUAUAGUUGCACCAAUCUUACUAUAAUUCAAAAUGAUUAUCGCCUAGUUUAUGGUAUCAUCUUAAUAUCAGCGACUGUAUUUGGCUUACUCGGCAAUAUCGUUUUAUUAUAUAUUAUAUCAACAUUAAAAAGAAGAAUCUCAACCGAUAUCUUUAUCGUUGGAAUAGCAAUUUUCGGUUUACUUUGUAUACCUUUACAUGUUAUUUCGAUUUUUGUUUACUUUUCACACGAUUGCAGGUACUACUUAAGAAGUGGAACAUUCACAUGUAACUUUUAUGGUUGGUUAUUAACGAUGAUUUCCAGCAAUGAGGUUAUCCUCGUAGUUUUAAUAAGUUUAGAUCAAUACAUAGCCAUUGUACAUCCCUUUGUAUACCGAAACUUCGUGACGAAUACAACCACUUUUAUCGCAUUUAUCACGACAUGUAUCAUAUCGGCACUCCACUCGUCUUAUCCAUUAUUAACACAAAUUCACAUGGUAUCUAUUUCGCCAUAUUACUCGUUUUGUCAUUUCGAUUAUAAGAGUAAACUACCUAAAGCUACUGGCUAUACCAUAUUUCUAUUCUCGCUUGGCAUGGUACUGUGUAUUGUUAACGUUUUUUGUACUAUAUCCAUAUUGCGAACAUUAUGUCGAAUUGCUAAACGACGGCAUCAAAUUAAUCCAUGCUGCCAAACUGGUCCUCGAGCUGAAAUUAAAUCAGAUUACAAUGGACUCAUAGCUAACUUACUGAAACGCAAUCGUUUAGCUCGUCGAUCGGAAGAACUUGCUUUUGCUAAAGCAUCAAUCCUCCUAUUUAUAUUGUGUUUCUCUUCUUGGUUAGCAUUUUCGGUUGUGGCAAUCGCAGGUUUAAUCUACCACAAGACUAUUUAUAAUGCCGAACUAGCGGUUAUAAUAGUUAUGUCGUUGAUUCCAAUCAUUGUUCCUUAUGUAUGCAUAUAUACUGUAUUACCAUAUCGGCGACAGCUAGUACGAAUUUGGAGAAAUAUCCGAUCAUAUAAUCGAACUCGUCGGAUGACAUUUACCAACAGACGAAGAUUGCGUGAUUAUGUCCAACUAUUUCCUGAUGUAGGGGGUAACUUAUCAACUUUGGUCAGUGACAUAACUUACAACGGAUCUAUUCGCAGAAAUAGAAAUUAA